AUUGAAAACAUUAAUAUACCAAAAGAAAACAGUAGUGAAGAAUCAUUUGAUGGAGGACCCCAUAGUACAUGGUUCCAUAAUGGAAGAAACUCCAUAUAAAAGCGCCUCUUCACUCCAUUCUCAUCAUGUCUCAUUCUAAUCCAUCAAACCACAAAACAUCAUCUUCCUCUCUUAAUAACACCACCACCUAACACACACACUUGAAUUUUCACACACAGUUUGAUCUUUCUCAAAUCUACAGGAAAGCGAGGGAAUAGUAAAAGGUUUUGAAUCUUUUAAAGAUGAUGACUUGUGGCUUAAGCAAGAGCCUUGUCUUCUCUUCCUCGUUGAAGAAGCAGCAAGGCAUAGUGACCAUCCUUGGUUCCGCUGACUGUAACAUUCCGUCGAACACUUCAUCUGCACCUUCACUCAGGCGGACUUUCUCUGCCGAUUUGUCCUGCAAGAAUUGGGUCUCCCAAAAUGGGUUAUCUCCCAUGAAGAGGAUCUCUUCCUCGGAGAAGCUCCGUACCUUUGGUGCUGACUCGCUGAGCUCCGGCGACGAGGAGCAAGACGAAGAGUCUAGAUCUGGGUUCGAUAUUUGGGCUCAGAUUCAAGAUGACAAGAAUAAGAAGAACGAGGAGACCGAGCUGGGUCAAUCCGAUGUAUGGAGUUCGAUUCUAUCGGACAAGAAGAAAGUGUCGGAAUCGAGCAACGACACGGUUCCUCCACCGUACGUUCAUCCUCUGAUGAAACGCGCCAGCUCCUUGAGCGAGAAAAGCCUCGAGAUUUGCACCGAGAGUCUCGGAUCCGAGACGGGCUGCGAAGGUUUCUCUUGGCAUGCGUCGUCGGAGACUGGAGAUGCUGAGAUCGAAGUUCUCAACGUCACGGUGACCAAAGAGGAAGAAGAAACAGAGACUGAGGUUGUUGAGAUUGAACAAGAACCAAUCACGGUUCCAAAUUACACACCAUGCAUCGAGCUUCCUCGAGGAUCGUUCCCUCCUCCGAUCCGUUCUCUCACGAGCCAAUCGGGUUCGGCUCUGCACAUGAAAACUCGCCGUGACAAUGGCCGAUUGGUUCUCGAGGCUGUCUCUAUGCCGUCGCACAACAACUUCUCCGCCAAGCGCCAAGACGGACACCUCCUCCUCGCUUUCGCAGAAAUCAGCGACGAAUUUGACAUCGCUAGCGACGAAGAAGACGAAAGUGCUGAGCUUCAGUGGUUCGACGAUGAAGAAGAAGAAGAAGAGGAGGAGGUACAAGACGAGUUUGCCUAUAAGCCCAAUGGGCUUCAGUAUAAGCUACCACAAACUCAAAGUGGGCUUAUUACUGUUCAUAGGUUGGCCCAUAAGCCUAUUGGAGUACCAAAGAGAAACUCGAGAUGGCCUGCGGCAGAUGAGUUCGAGACCAAAUCCGACGUAGUCCACUCCCUACCACCAAGGCCAAGGGUGGCUCAUCUCGCUCGGUCAAUGAAACCGCCGUCCACCGUGGACGACACCGUAGGAGCCGCUUGCUUCAACGCAUGUGACUACUCUUGGAAUCCCACUAUCACUGAAAAUUUGGGCCAUAACACAAAAACCCAAUUUCAAGCACCAAACUAUGUCCACAAAUCAAUCGGCCUUGGACAUGACGGUUGGAUAAAUGGUUGCAAGGAACGAAGGAGAUCUCUUUUGUCUGUUGAGCCUUUCUGCAUUGCCACUUCAUAAGUUUAAGACUACCAGAAAGGGGUAUUUUACAAGACGCAUAAGCAUAUGAUAUAUCUAUCUAUGUGUAUAUAUAUGCGAGUAUGUAUACUCGAAUAUAUAUGCAUAUUAACCAAAUAAUUGUUGAUGUUAUUGAUGCGUUUUCUACCUAUGUUUUACCACUUACCUUUUUGGUUUGUGGGUGAAAAGAAAAAACAAGAAAAUAAAGAGUGGAGAGUAGGAGAAGGAAGAAAGUGAGGUGUGAUGGUAGAGAGUAAUUUUAUUGUUUUUAACGAGGUUAGAGACCUUGUUGGGGUAAAUAAAAAAUAUCUAUGAUAAAAGUAUUAUGUUUUGUACAAA
Molecule: messenger RNA, 2015 nt
Organism: Brassica napus (rape)
Lineage: Eukaryota; Viridiplantae; Streptophyta; Magnoliopsida; Brassicales; Brassicaceae
Product: protein FAF-like, chloroplastic
Exons: 2
Coding region: 282-1679 (465 amino acids)
Source: RefSeq, a predicted model, not a curated record